AUGGCAACGACGCUUACACUGAACGAAAACGACGAAUCGGCCGUGCAUGGAAGUGCGCCGCAUGGGGCCCUCACGCCCGCCGACGAGUCGAGUCCGAUCCGCAUUGUGGAUGCGAUCUCCUCGUCGGAGUUCUCCAAGACGUCGUACAUUGUGUAUGUGAUUGUGUCGCCUGGGCACGAGUCCAAGCGGCGGUACUCGGACUUUGAAGCGCUGCGCGAGGCGCUUGUUGAGCUGCACCCGACGCUGAUCCUCCCGCCGCUCCCGUCCAAGCACACCCUUGUGGACUAUGCCACGAAGCAGGGGCGUGCCAAGUCGGACCCGGCGCUGCUGGCGAGGCGAAAGCGCAUGCUCGAGCGGUUCCUGCGGCGCAUUGACACGCACCCUGUGCUGCGUAUCGAUGUCGUGUUUCGCCGAUUCCUGGACGCGCGCUACACCUGGCAUGAAAUUACGCGGCUCCCGCCGCUCUCUACGCUGCCCAAGAACAACCUGGCGGCGCCGCCGCAGAACCCCGCGGACCCAGAUGCACCGGUGUGCUACUCGGUGCUGCCGCUGCCGCUGCACCCCGGCAAGUUGGCGGCGCCCCACAAGCGGUUCCAGGAAUCCGAGGCCUUUACGGACCGCUUCCAAACGCACAUGGGCCAUACCAUGGAGCCUGCGAACCGGCGGCUUAUGCGUCGCUGGUACGAUAUCGCCGCCGACAUGGCGGACAUGGGCGCGCUCUUGAAUGCGCAGAGUGUGGCGGAACACCACCGUGCGCUGGCCACGGCGUUCGAGCGAACGGGCCAGGCCGCCGAUACAAACUACCUCUCUCUCACCGAGAUGCUUGCCGGCUGGGAAGCGCAAAUCGCCGAGCCGCUGUACGAGUAUACCCAGUACGCAUCGAUUCUGCAGCGGAUCAUCAGGUGGCGCCAUCUCAAGCACCAGCAGUUUGAGCUAGCGCAGGAGAUGUUGGAAGACAAGCGCCGUCGUCUCCACGAGCUGGAGCGCAUCGAAGCCAACUCGGCGCGCCUGAUGCAGGCGCUCGAGAAUGGAGGACACGGCCUCGUGCCGCGCGCCACGCCUGUCCGGGCCGCGGCGCCCACCGUGUCCGUGUACGGCCGGGCGGCCGAGGACGAGGAGGACGAGGAGGAGCCGCCCGCGGCUGCCGAGCCAGAGCCACCGGCGCCUGCGCCCAAGCCGCAGCCGGCCGCGCGGGCGGACGCGUCGGCGCCGGCGCCGGCGCCGGCCCCGUCCCCGGCCCGGCGGGGAUUCCUCGGCUCGCUCAGCGACUCGCUAGCGCAAAUGAUGGACAUGAACUCGGACAGCACGCGCCAGAGCUCUAUCUCUCGUUUGCGCGAAGAGACAAUCCUGCUACAGGAGGCGAUGGAUCUGACUGCAAAGGACCUGGAUUUCUGCAACCGCACGAUCCAAGCGUCGCUGGACCGGUUCCAGCGGCUCAAAGUCGCCGACUUUCGGCAGCUCAUGCUCGACCUCGUGCGGCUCCACCGCGACAUGUGCGCCAAGAACCUCGAGGCAUGGCGCGCUGCGAAGGAGGCCGUAGAUGAGGUGGGGCCCGAUGCCUGGGCAGGGAUGCCCGAGGCGCACCUGGCGCCGAAGCGGCGGGGGCCCCAUGCGUGGAGGCCAGAUGCAUGA
Malassezia sympodialis ATCC 42132 is the source of this 1632-nucleotide messenger RNA. Its product is annotated as sorting nexin family protein. The record is from RefSeq and is a predicted model, not a curated record. Gene Ontology annotation, molecular function: phosphatidylinositol binding. Lineage: Eukaryota; Fungi; Basidiomycota; Malasseziomycetes; Malasseziales; Malasseziaceae. Gene Ontology annotation, biological process: retrograde transport, endosome to Golgi.